AUGAAAUAUAUAAAAUCACCUUAUAUUUGUAGCCAUAUUGUAUCAAUUAUUAAACAGACUAAUAAAUUUCAUCUUUUGUACCUUAAUUCACGAAAUUAUUGCGAGUAUAAGUCAAUUUAUGAACGAGAUGAAGCAGGUCGUAAGCCGCGUAAAGUACAUGGUCAAGAAUACCCUGAAUGGAGACGACCCUGGGUAGAACGUGAAGGAGAAUGGAGUAGCAAGUUAUCUCUCUUUGUUGAAAAAAGCCCUAGUAUGCAUAUACUUAACGCUAUGCAAAACAUCCCUAAUUUAUCAUUUAAAAAAAUAAAAGACUGGUGGGCAGAGAUGAAAGUCAUUCAAGAGAUUCAAAAUCAAAUAUAUUUAGCUGAAAGGGUAGCAGCUUUAGGCUCUAAUUUAGCAGCAGUGCACUUUUUUACAUAUCGACAAGCAGCUGUGAAGGUGAAGGACAAACCUCAAUGGAUCCUCGGUGAUGUAACCACACUAAACCUGCCAAAUUCAUAUACUGAUGGAUAUUUUGUUGAAGCCAUAGAUUGCUCAAAUUUUCAUCACAAUGGAAUAAGAUAUGAAGGAAUUCAAAAUUUAAGUAACUUAAAAUAUCUGAAGUGGCUCUCUUUAAGAAACAAUAAAUAUGUUGAUGUGUGGUGCCUUGACAGAAUUGCUGGACUAAAUGGAGAUACUUUAGAGUUUUUGAAUAUAGAAGGGUGCAAAAUAUGUAUUGGUUGCAUAUAUGCAAUUGCAAGAAUGCAAGCACUAAAAUUUCUUGUGAUCAGUGAUCCUGGUGAUAAUGUAGAACUUCAAGCUGGAUUGUCUAUGCUUGAGCAAGAAAAACCAAAUCUUUUAAUUAAAGCUCAAGAUACUACAGAUGAAAUUGUAAAAGAAAUC
Molecule: messenger RNA, 882 nt
Organism: Brenthis ino (lesser marbled fritillary)
Lineage: Eukaryota; Metazoa; Arthropoda; Insecta; Lepidoptera; Nymphalidae
Source: the annotation of a GenBank genome assembly